AUGGAUAAAAUCAGCAUUGCGCCGUUUAAUCGAUUGGUGAAGCUGGCGGCUAGGGCUUUUUACGAUGAUGAUAUAAUAACAACAACAAAAGGGGAGAAUCAGCCCAAGAACUGUAAUGGAAGGAUUGACAAUCGAGGAAUUGCUGUGGUGGUUUUGGAUGCACUAACAAGGAGGCAAUGGGUAAAGGAAGAGGAUCUGGCAAAGGCCCUGAACUUGCACUCGAAGCAACUACGCUGUACUUUGAGCUUCCUCGAAUCAGAAAAGGUGGUUACACGACAUCAUCGGAAAGAGAAAGCAAAGGGCAGAGAAGGAGAUGAUAAAAUCAAGUUUCAUAUCCAAUCGUUUUGUUGUUUGGAUUACGCUCAGAUGUAUGAUGUUUUGAGGUACAGGCUUCAUCGCAUGAGAAAUUUGCUAAAGGAUAAACUUGACAACAAGAAUACUGUUCAACAAUAUUCAUGUCCAAAUUGCGGCAAGACGUAUACUGCGCUGGAUGCUUUUCGGUUGGUUUCUAUGGAAGAUGACUAUUUCCAUUGCGAGAAUUGCAAUGGACAACUUGUAGUACAGAGUGAAAAACUAACUGGUCUACAAGUAGUGGGAGGACGGCGUGACAAGUUAGAAGCAAUGCUCAAGAAGAUGGAAUCACAACUGAAGCCAUUGACAGAUCAACUCUACCGAGUCAAAGAUUUGCCUGUUCCUGAGUUCCGAAGCCUCUUAGCAUGGGAAGCUGAUCAAGCGAAUACUGAUCGAGCAAAUAGCGAUCAUCUUGAUGGAAAUAUUGAUCCUUCUAAACCAAAGGCCGAAGAAAAUAUUAAAUCUUCUGAGACAAGUACUACACAAGGAGUGAAAGUGAUACCCCCGUGGUUGAUAAAUCAAGGCAUGAAUCUUACAAAGGUACCGCUCGGAAAGGUUACGGAAGAGGUUACUGAAGAUGGUACUAAAACAGCUGUUGAAUUAUCUGAGGAGAAGAAGCCUGUAACUGAAAACAAAGACGUGAUGAAGACUUACCAGGAUGAAUAUCUCAAGGCGUAUUAUGAAGCUCUAAUGAAACGGCAACUUGAACAAGAAGCUGCGAACAGAGAUAUGAUAUUCCCCAAUUAUGAUGUUUCCAAUCGUGCUUCAAGACAAGUGGGAAUGAAAUCUAAACAUGAAGAGGAAGAUGACGGAGAUGAUGUCGAAUCAAAUAGGAAGAGGCAGCUCUUGCAAGCACAACCAGUGGAGGUCAAUGAAAUAAAAGAAGUGGAUGAUUCAGGGAAUGAUGAUGAUGAUGGUUUGGAUUGGGAGGACGGCUAA
Messenger RNA from Oldenlandia corymbosa var. corymbosa, 1290 nucleotides. The record is from the annotation of a GenBank genome assembly. Lineage: Eukaryota; Viridiplantae; Streptophyta; Magnoliopsida; Gentianales; Rubiaceae.